AUGUCUAAGAAAAUAACAUUUAAUUAGAUAAUAAGUGUCAUAGGUGAUUUGCAUCAUUAGACACUUUUGUCACCUGUUAAUCAAAAAUCUGAGAAAAGAUUAAAAAAGGUUACUUUUGAUAAUUAAGCACUUUAUCUUUAAUUUCGAGCAACUGAUUGUCCUCUUGAGGUGAAUUCGACUCUCUAAAAACAUCUUAACUAAGGAUCGAUUUCAGUACUCACUUAUCCAUGA
This is a messenger RNA of Paramecium sonneborni, 231 nucleotides long. NCBI's taxonomy places the organism in Eukaryota, Ciliophora, Oligohymenophorea, Peniculida, Parameciidae. The record is from the annotation of a GenBank genome assembly.